Kickxella alabastrina is the source of this 651-nucleotide messenger RNA. RefSeq lists its product as uncharacterized. The record is from RefSeq and is a predicted model, not a curated record. Gene Ontology annotation, molecular function: peptidyl-tRNA hydrolase activity. The transcript has 3 exons. NCBI's taxonomy places the organism in Eukaryota, Fungi, Kickxellomycota, Kickxellomycetes, Kickxellales, Kickxellaceae. The coding region runs from base 111 to 470 and encodes 119 amino acids.
UCAUUAAUCACACUUCGCGACUCUCCUUUGCCUCAAUAUCUCAUCACCCUUUUUUGUAUUGCAUUAAGCAGCGAUUCAAGUUCCAGCAUAUCGAUCGUAACACCCAGUAAAUGUCCGAGGCACGCACCGUCUUUAUCGUCAUGAGAAAGGACCUGCAAAAGGUACUAAACUGGCCGCUUGGCAGCAUCGUUUCCCAGGGGUGCCACGCCACCACGGCGGUGAUCUGGAAGUUUCGCGAUGACGAGCGCGUCAAGGCCUACACUGAUGAUCUCGAAUCAAUGCAUAAGGUCACCCUGGAAACCAAGAACGAGGCAUCAUUGCUCAAAAUGGCUGAAAAUCUCAAGCAGAAGGACAUUCCGUUCCAUAUGUGGGUCGAGCAGCCCGAAAACAUUCCGACAUGUCUGGCGACAAUUCCCGUUAUGCGCUCCGAUCUUGGCGACGCCCUGAAAAAGUGCUCGCUUCUGCGAUAGGCUGAGAACUGGUGGUGCAUUUAUUUGCUUGGCGGGCUGUGGACGAUUAGAUCAAAAAGGAAUACAAACCUGAUCAAGACAAUCAGCACACUGAGCGAUAAAUAAUUUUUUGGCGCGAUCAAGCAUUGUCAAGCACGCCUGUUCACUCUCCCAUUUUUAUAUACUUUUUUCUUUCUUGUCU